This is a messenger RNA of Olea europaea var. sylvestris, 432 nucleotides long. RefSeq names its product tubulin alpha chain, nucleomorph-like. Lineage: Eukaryota; Viridiplantae; Streptophyta; Magnoliopsida; Lamiales; Oleaceae. The record is from RefSeq and is a predicted model, not a curated record. Gene Ontology annotation, cellular component: microtubule; cytoplasm. Gene Ontology annotation, biological process: mitotic cell cycle; microtubule cytoskeleton organization. Gene Ontology annotation, molecular function: GTP binding; structural constituent of cytoskeleton. The coding region runs from base 1 to 432 and encodes 143 amino acids. The transcript has a single exon.
AUGGCUAAUCACUCGGUCACUCCCAAAUCCAAAAGAAGCCCUAAAAUCUCUCUAUUCCCUCUCCCUCCCCCUCCCUCUCGCUUUCGCUCUCACUCAAGCUCCGAAAGCUUGCGAAUAAUUGUACUGGAUUGUAAGGGUUCAUGGUGUUUCAUGCUGUCGGUGGGGGCAUUGGAUCUGGACUUGAAUCUUUUUUGCUUGAGAGGCUUUCUGUUGAAUGGUAAGAAAUCAAAGUUGGGGUUCACUAUUUACCCAUCCUCGCAAGUUUCGACUGCUAUGGUUGAGCCAUACAACUCUGUUCUCUCGACCCACUCUUUGUUGGAGCACACUGAUGUUGCCGUGCUUCUUGACAAUGAGGCGAUCUAUGAUAUUUGCCGCAAGUCACUUGACAUUGAGAGGCCAACAUAUACUAAUCUGAACAGACUCAUCUCUUAG